CAUUGAAAGAAAAUAUACACAUGUCAAAUCCAGCACCCACCAACAAUAAUACACGAAGCAAAUUUAAAAUUUGCACACCACAAAACGUAUUGUGCACUGCCAUUCGAUUAAACAUUCAAAGAAAAAAUGGUUUUCGCAAAAUCGUGGGAGGAUUUUGAGAUAGCCGCCGAAAACAUGUACAUAGGGAAUCCGUGCAACUGUCGGUUCACUAUGAAAUACACCCACAAUCGUAACACCGUCGUGCUGAAGUUGACCGACAACGCAAAGUGCGUGCAGUUCAAAACCGAGGUACUAUCGGAUCUGAAAAGAAUAGAAAAGUUCACCGGCAACCUGAUGUGGCUGAUGGCGUCCAAGGAGUGAGAGAGUUUCCCCGGAGCGGUUCUAGACGUAGACGCGGUACGAGUUUUGUGCGAAAAAAGUGUGCUUGCGUUGAGGGUGUGUUGAGCAAUAUGAGAGAGCAUAGAUGAUUGAAACGAAAUACGUUCAUAUGGAAGGAAACCGGAGAUUACCCUUUUGUCCACGAGAAAAUUGGCUCCUUACUUAUUCAAAGAAAAAUUAGCGAUCAAACUUCACGUUCAAAAAGUUAUAAUCAAAUUGAUUAUUGAAUUUCUUUCUUGAAAUCCAAAUGUUAAUAACUUUCGAUCGUGAAAGUGGUAGGUAUCUCCUAAUGCUUCUUAAACUUGUACAACCAUUCUUGAUUAUCUGUGAAUAGACGAUUGUAUUCUCUAUAAAAAGAAAUAGAUGCUGACCUAACAAGCCAGUCGUCGUAGGUUCGAGUCUCGGCUCGAGAGAGACUGUGUAAGGUCAGUAGGAUUGUAUCGCCUAGCCCCGCAAUUGUGUCCUGUAUCAUAAUAACAGUUGGCUGCGAAUCUGUAGGUAUAUAAUAAAAAGAAGGUCGAGCUCUCCGAUACGGAGGAAUGUAGCAGCACCACCAAGGGAAGGCUUUACUUUGAAAGAAUGUGAAAUGCAGUGAGCAGAUUAUCGGAAACCCUGCAUAGACUUAACAAUGUUCAUACACAUUUAGAAGUGAUAUUACUUUGCAACAAAAAUCAUUUAAUUUAGCUGUAAAGUUAAGUUUUUAGCUUUGCGUAUUCUUAUCACUUGACUUUAGAUUCAUAUAAAAGCACUCCAACGAUGCUUUCCAAUGUGAAUGAUACAAACACGGGCCAAGUUCUUUCGAAUUCUACCAAUAACUAAAAUUGCAGACUCACGUGUCGAUGAAUAGUGUAGUGUAGUUUGUAUGUGAACUAGUAAUAUCAAAUUGUAAUUUUUAUUUAAUAUUUAGAGUUGUGCGGAUCAAAGGAAGAAAAAAAGAUUUGUUUGCUUUGAAUUGAAAAUAUUAGUUUUUUUCUUUUUUGUAAGAGUGUAAUGACUAGGUGUUAUGUUUUAGUGAAAAAUAGUGGAUAUCGCAAUUGAAACCUCUGCUUGGAAAUCGAGAGUUACAUUAGUUUGGUUUUAUUUGCACGCCUUUGGUUUUCGUGGUGGUAUGUGUGAAACAAACACAAAGAUAUAUACGAUUCCUUAACUGGUGCCUAUGUGCUAUAGCCUAAUGACAUCCUAUCAUUUGACGGUGAAAUAGCUGAAUUGUUAAAUGUUAUUUGGGUCUGUUUGUGUUUUGUAUUUUUUUUUAAAUCCAUAAAUCGAGAAUUUUCGUACAAAAUAUAGUUACAAUCUUUCGUUUUACGUUUCGAUAAAUAUUGUAUUUAUUUUAAUUCUUUUUAUAUGAGUGCAUCUGAAUUUUUUUCAAAUUUUAAUCAGGUGUAAGAAUAUCAAUGCCGAAUCGAAUUGAAUUUAAUGUUUGCGCCGGAUUUGCUCUAAUGACUAUAGCGCGUCUAGAUUCGUUCGGUUGCUUUUAAGCAGUUUCUAGUACGAGAAUGAUCAUAAUAAUUCUAGGGUUGAAAAUAUCGGUUAAAUGCACUAGUAAGAUGAACUUUCGAGAAAAGUCGUCCUCAAUUAAAACUAUCUGCAAUCGCACAUUCAAUUACACUACUUUCCCAAAAAACCCAGUAGAACACCUUUUCCAAUAUAUCAUCUCUUAGUAUAAUAUAGACUAUUCUAAGGUGUGACAGAAAUCAUUCGUUAAAAGGUUAAGGUUGAACUUUUGGAUGGAGUUUACGAGUUCAAAAAUACGCUACCGAGAGUAUACACUUUCGAGCCUUGUACAUGAGUGGUUAUUAGUUCUUUCUCUAUUCAUACUUUCGAGGGUAGAGGUCCUUUUACGACAUUCCGGAGGGCAUAAAAAAUAUCAAGCCAGUGCCAAGAGUGGUGGUUGUUGUGCAAUAAUUUUGUUAACGAAGAGUAGCUUUUAUGGUCGCUUUU
This is a messenger RNA of Wyeomyia smithii (pitcher-plant mosquito), 2319 nucleotides long. It is a transcript of the gene Srp9, whose product is annotated as signal recognition particle 9 kDa protein. The transcript is spliced from 2 exons. Gene Ontology annotation, cellular component: signal recognition particle, endoplasmic reticulum targeting. Lineage: Eukaryota; Metazoa; Arthropoda; Insecta; Diptera; Culicidae. Gene Ontology annotation, biological process: SRP-dependent cotranslational protein targeting to membrane; negative regulation of translational elongation. Gene Ontology annotation, molecular function: 7S RNA binding. Bases 127 to 360 code for a protein of 77 amino acids. The record is from RefSeq and is a predicted model, not a curated record.